This is a messenger RNA of Serpula lacrymans var. lacrymans S7.9, 981 nucleotides long. RefSeq lists its product as uncharacterized. The record is from RefSeq and is a predicted model, not a curated record. Bases 9 to 914 code for a protein of 301 amino acids. Lineage: Eukaryota; Fungi; Basidiomycota; Agaricomycetes; Boletales; Serpulaceae. The transcript is spliced from 4 exons.
AGUCCAUCAUGGAACACCCCAUCUUCGAAGGAGCACGACUCGUCACAUCAGCAGAUGGUACACGCAUCUAUACAGACGCUGCUGGAAAUCCGUCGAAACCAUCCAUCGUCUUCAUUCAUGGGUAUUCACUGAGCUCUAUUGUCUAUGACAACCUAUUCUCCAAUCCUAGCUGGAGGGAGAAACUGUUCCUUGUCAGGCUCGACAUGCGUGGCCAUGGUAAAAGUGACAAGCCAGAACAGGAGUCGGCUUGGACGCAGACAAAAUUUGCAGAAGAUUUCGACGCUGUUGUUCGAGCCUACCAACUCCGCAAACCAUUGGUUGCAGCAUGGAGCUGUGGAGGAGCCAUGGUCGCCGACAUUUUAGCGUUUCAUUCAUCAAUAUCUCUUGCCGGAAUAGUCUACAUCACACCAAUACCUUACCUCGGGUUUUUCCAACACAUCGCAACUGAUUAUGUGCUCGACGUAAUUCCUAAACUCACACAGAAAACGGACGUGAAUACCUUUCAGAUCGCUUCCCGUGAUUUUAUACAGGGUCUUGUCUCUCCUAAACACUAUCUCAAUCGCGUUGCAUUUCCCCAGCGCUUGCAGCAAGCUUGUCUUGGUGACGUAAUGUCCCAGCCUCGCACCUGCGCAGCGUACACUCUGCAGAGGUCGCAGGAUGAGUUCGGCUUAAUGCGAGCUGGAAGAGAAGGACUUCCCAUGCUUCUCAUCAAUGGUAAAGACGAUAUGUUAUUGAAAUCACAGCCUCUCUCGAAAUUGUUCGAGAAGUGGAAAAACAUGGAGGUGGUGAACAUGGAUACAGGACAUAUGCCAUGGUGGGAAGCUCCUCAGGCCUUCAACGAUGUUGUGCUGGGAUGGAUUGCGAAAGUUCUCGGCGGGGAAAUGAAACGCAUGCAGUUGGAAGCACACUUGUAAAAAUAUGUCCGAGCUUGUAAUGUACUUUACGCUUCUUGAUAUUUUGAUUGCUCACGAUUUUUCUCGU